AUGGAUAGAAAAAAGAAAAAUGAAGAUGACCAAGAUGUGAUAGAUUUUAUGGAGCUAGUAGAAGAAAAUUUAGCAAAUAAUGAGAAAAGCAAAAUAGAAGCAUGUGAAGAUUUAACAUCAAAUGACUUAUUUGAAAAUAAACCUUUACAAGAUAAUGAAAUUAACUCAUCUAAUGCUGAGGAAGAAGAUAAUAGUUCUAUGCAAGAAUUUAAGAAAUCUGAAAAUAUAAACAAAGAACUGAAUAACCUCAACGAAAAAAUUGAAAAAAUGGCAUGUGAUAUUGUAGAAACUAAGGAACUAGAGACUGAUAAAGAACCUUUACCAAGUAAAAUACAACAAGACCAAGAAAAUACUAUUUAUAAUGAGUCUAGUAAGCAAUUAGAGAAUGCUUCUUUUGAUAAGAUCAAUUUAAUUCAUUCGGAAUCUUUGACUAAUGAAUUUCAAAACAAUAGAAAAAAUUCUACAAAACAAGCCAAUAAUACAAACCUACAACCCUAUAAACCUGAUAGUCAUGCACUUGUAAAACAUUCUAACCUAUUAGGAGAUGUUGAUGAAAAUAGUAUUAAAAUUAAAAAAUAUCCUGGAUAUUUAUAUAUUAACAUUUAUGCAAUAGAAAAGUAUAUUUCAUCAAACACUGACGUACAAAGUAUUUUUAUUCAAAUGAAGACAAAAGAUUUUACAUAUGAGACAGAUGACUAUGCAGAAGAUGUUAAUAUAAAGAUAAAUAGCAUGUUUAACAUAAAGAUUAAUUCUUUUGAUACUAUCGACAUGAAAUUUAUAUUAAACAAACGAACAGAAAAAAAGGUGAUAAAGUCUAGUGAAUGUUGCGUCACGAUAGAUAAAUCUUUUAUUAAUAAGUUACACAAUACUUUGUAUGAAGUAAAUUAUGAAUGGUCUCCAUAUUCAUCAAAUGGUUUUUUUAGAAAUAUUAUAAAUUUCUUUUCAAAUGAAAUGGCAGAUGCACUCAACUUAAAGCUAUUUUUUUCAUUUAUUAGUGAAGAAGAAUUAAAGCUUAUAAAUUUAUCGGUACCUAAUACACUUUACAACUUAGGUAAAUGGCUUAAAAUUCGUAAAUACGCUUAUAAUACGUGGUUUUCUGGUUUCUGUAAUAUUAGAGGAUUUAAUAUAAAAAUUUGCACGCAUUUAUGGAAGAGAAGAUUCAUAAAAGUUCAUGGUUAUAAAGUAUUGAUUUUUAAUGAGCAUACAAAACAUUUAUUAGGCGCGUUUGAUUUACUACUUACAAUGACAAAUAACAGAGAAAUAAUUGAUGAAGAUAAUAAAUUUAAGAUAAUUAAUGAUAACACAAUGAUAGAAUUUCACUUUGAUUGUAAUGAAAAAUAUUUUUCGUUUAGGCGGGUUAUGCAAGCAUUAUUAUAA
Messenger RNA from Vairimorpha ceranae, 1377 nucleotides. Its product is annotated as protein with wd40 repeat. The record is from RefSeq and is a predicted model, not a curated record. The transcript has a single exon. The coding region runs from base 1 to 1377 and encodes 458 amino acids. NCBI's taxonomy places the organism in Eukaryota, Fungi, Microsporidia, Nosematidae.